UUCUAGAGCACCAGUGUCAGUGUCACGUUUCUCUCGGCUCCUUGAACUCCCAACACUCUAGAGAGUCGUGACUCGUAACUGUUGGAUCUGUUUUUCAUUGCUUUGGAAGAACACUGAAUCCUAAUCUCUCAGAGGUAAAACCCUAAGGAUAGAGGAAGAUGGUUUACACCAUCUCCGGAAUUCGAUUUCCUGUUGUUCCUUCUCUGCAUAACUCGAGCUUCCAUGGCGAUCGCAAGACUGCAUCUCUCUCCAUUUUUCUCAAAAAGGACUCAUUCUCUCGGAAAACCCUUGCUAAAAAUUUUUCCCAUGAUUCUGACUCCACAUCUUCCACAAUUGCUGAAUCUGAUAAAGUACUUAUUCCUCAAGAUCAAGAUAACUCUGCAUCCUUGACAGAUCAACUUGAAACUCCUGACAUAACCUCAGAGGAUGCACAGUCUUUUCAGAACUUAGAGGAUUUAACCAUGGAAGACGAGAAUAAGUACAGCAAUGAUGAGGCAGCUAGCAGUUACAGAGAGGUAGAGGAUGGGCAAGGUUCUGCUCUGUCAUCACUUGUAGAUGUUAACACCAAUGCUCAAGCCAAGAAGACACCAGUAUCUAUUGACAGGAAAGUAAAAAUAGCAAAGGAUGAAGUUAAACCUAAGAUCAUUCCCCCACCUGGCACUGGGCAGAAAAUAUAUGAGAUUGAUCCAUCUUUGCAAGCUCACCGUGAACAUCUUGAUUUCCGUUAUGGACAAUACAAAAGAUUGCGUGCGGAAAUUGACAAGUAUGAAGGUGGUCUGGAUGCAUUUUCUCGUGGUUAUGAAAAAUUUGGCUUCACCCGCAGUGCUACAGGCAUUACUUACAGAGAGUGGGCACCUGGAGCUAAGUCAGCAGCAUUAAUUGGAGACUUCAACAAUUGGAAUCCAAAUGCAGAUGUCAUGACCCGGAAUGAGUUUGGUGUGUGGGAGAUCUUCUUGCCGAACAAUGUGGAUGGUUCACCACCAAUUCCUCAUGGUUCUCGAGUCAAGAUUCGUAUGGAUACUCCUUCUGGAAUCAAGGACUCAAUUCCUGCUUGGAUCAAGUUCUCUGUACAGGCUCCUGGUGAAAUUCCAUACAAUGGAAUAUACUAUGAUCCACCAGAAGAGGAAAAAUAUGUCUUCAAACAUCCACAGCCAAAGAGACCAAAAUCACUUAGAAUAUAUGAGUCACACGUCGGAAUGAGUAGUCCGGAGCCAAAAAUCAACACAUAUACCAAUUUUAGAGAUGAUGUACUACCUCGGAUUAAAAGGCUUGGCUAUAAUGCUGUCCAGAUUAUGGCUAUCCAAGAGCAUUCUUAUUAUGCUAGCUUUGGGUAUCAUGUUACAAAUUUCUUUGCACCUAGCAGCCGGUUUGGAACUCCUGAUGAACUUAAGUCUCUAAUAGACAGAGCCCAUGAGCUAGGUCUGCUUGUUUUGAUGGAUAUUGUACACAGCCAUGCAUCAAACAAUACAUUGGAUGGGCUGAACAUGUUUGAUGGAACUGAUGGUCAUUACUUCCAUCCUGGGUCACGGGGUUAUCAUUGGAUGUGGGAUUCUCGCCUUUUUAACUAUGGAAGCUGGGAAGUUCUAAGGUAUCUACUUUCAAAUGCAAGAUGGUGGCUGGAUGAGUACAAAUUUGAUGGGUUUCGAUUUGAUGGUGUCACAUCAAUGAUGUACACUCAUCAUGGACUGGCGGUAGCUUUUACUGGAAAUUACAGCGAGUAUUUUGGUUUUGCUACUGAUGUCGAUGCUGUGGUUUACCUGAUGCUGGUUAAUGAUGUCAUUCAUGGGCUCUUUCCCGAGUCUGUUGCAAUUGGUGAAGAUGUCAGUGGAAUGCCGACAUUCUGCCUUCCUACACAAGAUGGUGGGGUUGGCUUUGAUUAUCGUCUGCAGAUGGCUAUUGCAGACAAGUGGAUUGAGCUUCUCAAGAAGAAAGAUGAAGACUGGAGAAUGGGUGAUAUAGUCCACACACUAACUAACAGAAGGUGGCUGGAAAAGUGUGUGUCUUAUGCUGAAAGUCAUGACCAAGCCUUGGUUGGUGAUAAAACAAUUGCAUUUUGGUUGAUGGACAAGGAUAUGUAUGACUUCAUGGCUUUAGACAGACCAUCUACUCCUCUUAUUGAUCGUGGUAUAGCAUUACACAAAAUGAUUAGGCUUAUUACCAUGGGCCUUGGUGGUGAAGGGUAUUUGAAUUUUAUGGGGAAUGAAUUUGGCCAUCCUGAGUGGAUUGAUUUUCCAAGGGGUGAUCAACAUCUUCCUAAUGGCACAGUAGUUCCCGGGAAUAAAUUCAGUUAUGAUAAAUGCAGGCGUAGAUUUGACUUGGGGGAUGCAGAGUUUCUAAGAUAUAGGGGGAUGCAAGAAUUUGAUCAAGCCAUGCAGCAUCUAGAAGAAAGGUUUGGUUUCAUGACUUCUGAGCACCAAUAUAUUUCACGGAAAAAUGAAGGUGACAAAAUUAUAGUCUUCGAAAGGGGCAACCUCGUCUUUGUCUUCAAUUUUCAUUGGAGCAACAGCUAUUCAGAUUACAGAAUUGGCUGCUCAACCCCGGGGAAAUACAAGAUUGUCUUGGAUUCAGAUGAUGACUUGUUUGGCGGCUUCAGUAGACUCAGUCACACUGCUGAGUACUUCACCGCUGAAGGAUGGUAUGAUGACCGGCCUCGAUCCUUUCUCGUGUAUGCCCCUUCUAGAACAGCAGUGGUGUAUGCCCUUGCAGAUGAAGUUGAACCAGAGCCAGUUGAAGCCUAAUGACAAGUUUCUGGUAUAAUUGUGACAAGUGCGCAAUGGCAUGGAUGCAGUAACUCCCUAGUCAAACUAGCCAACCAACGUCCUGUGGUUUUAACAGGCACUUAAACAGCAGAGCAGAAUUAAAGUGGAAUGUGUGGAGCGCUAGUUAAUCUUUACUGAGGCAGCAUACUAACGUCGAAAUUUUGUACAUGUGCCUUGCUAGGUAAGUUAUGUAUAGCACACCAAGCUUUCUGUUUUUACAUUUGAAGGUUUAACGUUUUGACAUGCACAAUUCUCAUCGCGUUUGAGGAAUGUGAAUCAAUAAAACUACGGUCCACGGACCUAGAAUCACUGUACCUAUGCACCAUCAAUCUUCGUAAGUGCAUGGUAUAAAUAAAUUAAGAUUUAGAAGUUUCCGAUGGGCUUUACCCUGGGAAAUUAUGCGGGAGGCUUCGAUAGAUGUAUUAUUUAAAUUUAUAAGUUGAGUUUGUAGCAAUACGAAAGUAUAUUUUUA
This is a messenger RNA of Gastrolobium bilobum, 3231 nucleotides long. RefSeq names its product 1,4-alpha-glucan-branching enzyme 1, chloroplastic/amyloplastic. The coding region runs from base 159 to 2738 and encodes 859 amino acids. Gene Ontology annotation, biological process: starch metabolic process; glycogen biosynthetic process. The record is from RefSeq and is a predicted model, not a curated record. The transcript has 22 exons. Gene Ontology annotation, molecular function: 1,4-alpha-glucan branching enzyme activity; cation binding; hydrolase activity, hydrolyzing O-glycosyl compounds. Lineage: Eukaryota; Viridiplantae; Streptophyta; Magnoliopsida; Fabales; Fabaceae. Gene Ontology annotation, cellular component: cytoplasm.